AGCGGAGCGGAGCAGAGCGGGGCGGGGGCGGCGGCGGCGGCGCUUUGUUACCGGCCCGGGGGAGGCAGCGCGUCUCGCCGCACGGCGCGGCCUCGGCGGGAAGAGGGGCUGCGGUGCACGGCCUCCAUCCAUCCAUCUGUUCAUCCAUCCCACCAUCCCGCCGAGGUAGAUGUUGCUGAAGCCGUGUGUCAGCCGCAGCCUGCAUGUCCGCCCUGGGUGGAGCGUUCUCCUUUGUCGAGCUGGGAGCUGUUCUCCUGCCUCAGCCGAGCAGAAGAGGAGCUAGCGAGGAGACGGAAGGGAGCUGGAGUUGAUGCGGGAGAAGUUGGUGUGCGGGGGAGUCUGGAUUUCUGGCUUCUUGGAGAAACUCUAGAAGAUGCAAAACGAAAUAAUAAAGCCUGCUAAAUACUUCUCGGAAGUGGAGAAGAGCGUGCUGCUCGCACUAGUGGAGAAGUACAGAUAUGUACUUGAGUGUAAAAAAAGCGAUGCGAGGACUAUUGCUCUGAAACAACGCACCUGGCAAGCGUUAGCGCAUGAAUAUAAUUCACAGCCCAGCGUAUCUCUGAGAGACUUCAAACAGUUAAAGAAAUGCUGGGAAAAUAUCAAGGCACGGACAAAAAAGAUAAUGGCACAUGAAAGGCGAGAGAAGGUAAAAAGCAUUAGUCCACUUAUAAAUACUCACAUCAUAGGGAAGGAGAAGAUUGCCAGCAUAAUGCCUGAGCAAAUAUACUUUUUGCAGAGCCCACCAGAAGAAGAUUCUGAAUAUCAGCCUGAUGCUUCUAGUCAAGAGUCAUUUGUUGUCUCAAAUAGAGAACUCUGUGAUGAAGAGAAAGAGCUGAUACAUUUCCCAGUGUGUGAAGGUACCUCCCAGCCUGAGCCUUCAUGUUCUGAUGUCAGAAUAGCAGCAGAUAAGAACUACAGAAGUAAAGCAUCUCAGGAAAGUGCUCUGAAAAAGAUGCAUGAGGAAGAACAUCAUCAGCAAAUGUCGAUUUUGCAACUGCAGUUAAUCCAAAUGAAUGAAGUUCACGUGGCAAAAAUACAGCAAAUAGAAAGAGAGUGUGAGAUGGCUGAAGAGGAACACAGGAUAAAAAUGGAAGUGCUAAAUAAAAAGAAAAUGUAUUGGGAGAGAAAAUUGCAGACCAUCACAAAGGAAUGGCCUGUAUCAUCCUUUAACAGACCCUUUCCUAAUUCACCGUAGAACAUGAAGUGGCAGAAUUAAUCUGACUGAGCACAUUUAUAAGUAAUGCACACUGGAAAGAGGGUUUUCUAAUGUGAAUGUACAGUGGCAGAAUAGGUGCCCAGCUGACAGUGAACGCGCUUUGAUUCUUAACAUUUGUGGCAACAAUGAUCAAGUCUACCAGGGGAAGACAGUAUUGUUCAGUGUAGGUAAUUCUGACCUGUGUAACUUCCCCUUGCAGAACACCCUGGCAUCCUUUUGAAAUUCAAGGUAUUCUGGGCAUUCAUACAUUGAGUGUUCUUUAAAAAAAAAGAAAAAAAGAAAGGUUUUGAACAUCUGGUUACAGUGUUUAUUUUUAUUUCUGUCUCUUCAUAUCUACCAUUUCCUGAAUGAAGGCAGGGGUUAGAACUGCUCUCCUAUUGAGAGAAAGGGCAAUUAACAGUGAUGCUCAGAUUGUUACACUGAGGCACAGAAAAAGAAAACAGAACUUGUCCUUGGUUAAUAUGCAGUCCCUAAACCAUUCUUCAUAGAAGAUGUGAAAAUGAAGGAAGUAGCAAAAGGAACACUGUGGUAACUGAGUGCUUUUCUUGUGAAGAACAACAGUGAUGUUUUCUAGCUGGCUGGCUGACUGAGGGAGUGGUAUGUGAUGUGACCUUCGUGUUCCAUGAGCCUUGACCCUUAUGAAGUUGUGAAGAAGGUGACUUCUUCCCCAACAGCCACUUGUCCUCUCCUUUCCAGGACUAUCUCAUAUUCAAGUAGAGUGCUGAAAUAGGAUUCAUUCAUUUGAAUCAUUCAAUCAUUUGAAGCAGUGAGAAAAAAAUGAACAAAGGCAUCAAUUUUCAGUGAAAAUCCCAAGUAUUCCAUUGUUCUAAAGUAUUUUCUGGUCACAGUGAAUAAAAGCACAUCCAGAGUAACCUAUUCAA
Messenger RNA from Coturnix japonica (Japanese quail), 2097 nucleotides. RefSeq names its product Myb/SANT DNA binding domain containing 3 (gene MSANTD3). The record is from RefSeq and is a predicted model, not a curated record. Lineage: Eukaryota; Metazoa; Chordata; Aves; Galliformes; Phasianidae.